Messenger RNA from Penicillium digitatum Pd1, 123 nucleotides. The record is from RefSeq and is a predicted model, not a curated record. Lineage: Eukaryota; Fungi; Ascomycota; Eurotiomycetes; Eurotiales; Aspergillaceae.
AUGGAGACACACGGGUAUGUAUCCCUGCUCAAAAUCCAGUCGUGUUUCAACUGUGUUAUGCUGAGAGAAGCCCAGUUGAAGACCAGUCAUUCACAGCUUAGGAGCUGGGACGCCAACUGGUGA